CCAGGUUAGCCCCAAGAACUAGGGUCACAGCUUUGAAGCAAGCAUAAGUUUUAUUUCUGCUCUCUCUCACUUUGGGUGCGUUCCAAAAGGAGCCUCUCAACCGCAUCUGUAACAGGACACCUCAGUUCACGUCGGACCAUUCACAGCAGCAGAAGGGCAGGAUCGGCUGUAGAAAAGUCACUAUGAACAGGAUCGGAGUGCACUUAAAAGGAAAGAAUGGGAGCGAAGGAAUCAAGAGGUACAGCAAGAUGAAGAUCUCUUUGCAUCGGGGUUUAAUCUUUUUGGGGAACCCUACAAGACCAACAAAGGUGAUGCACUUGCUAACCGAGUCCAGAACACACUGGGGAACUAUGAUGAAAUGAAGGACUUAUUAACUAACCACUCGAACCAGAGUCACCUUGUGGGGAUCCCAAAGAAUUCUGUGCCCCAGACUCCUGUCGAUAAAAAUGAAUCCAACUUUUUCUCGGAGCAAAGGAACCGGAUGAUUCCGUCUCAUCAGACAGCGCCCACUCAUCAGCAUCGAUGCCUCCCCCUCCUUCAUUGACGGUGAAUUCGACUGUAUUACAUGGCCAUCAGAGCAGCCGAAAAUCCAGAACGGAUUGGUCACGGGCUAGUCACAGCUCCAGCAGCGGCACAGCCUAGCCAGUCUAGUGGUCAGCAAAGCAGGACAAAGCACAGCUCUUCUCAAUGAUCAGUCUCAGGGAGAUACGAAGACCUCUACAGCUGUCCAAACGAACAGCAUAAAAGUGGAGGAGUUGAGGACUCGAAUACUUCUGCAUCAUCUUCCCAUUCAAGGAGACACAAUCAUUCCAAGUCAAGCCGGUGGAGAACAUUCUUUUAAGGAAGCAGUCAUUCAAAGUCACCGGUAGAAUCUGAAUUUGCGGCACAUGGGUCUGGAUCCCCACUCCCCUCAACAUCGUUAUUAAACUCCAAGCAAUGGUCUUUCAACUCAGAAUUUCCCACCAGGGCUUCACUCUAAAACCAGUAUGGUCCAGCAGAAGCCAACUGCUUAUGUAAGGCCUAUGGAUGGUCAGGACCAGGUGCCCAAUGACUCACCAGAACUGAAACCUCCCAUAGAAAUUGAGAGUGGAUAUGGGAAUCAGUCCUUUGGAGCGCUUCUGGAAGGAAAACCCAGUGCAUCCAGUUCAAAGAGUAAAUUACCAAAGCUCACCAUUCCUCAAGCAAGUGAAGUCAGCCUGCCCAAUGAUCCCAGCUGUGUGGAAGAAAUCUUACGGGAGAUGACCCAUACCUGGCCACCUCCUCUCACUGCCAUUCAUACCCCUGGAAAAGCUGAACAGACCAAGUUUUCCAUCCCAAGCAAGGAUUCCCAACACCUGACCUCAGGAUACAGUGUACAAAAGUGGAGUGACCCAGCCAGCAAAGGUACCAGCAAGUCAGUGCCACAAAAGUCAAUGCUUGAGGAUGACCUGAAACUCAGCAGUGAUGAAGACGACAGCGAACAGGCUGCUGAAAAGACAAAACCUAGAAACAUUCCCAUAAAUACUAAAGACACAUCCUGGGAGCAGCUGAGAGAAGACGAGAGAGAGAAUACUAAAGACACAUCCUGGGAGCAGCUGAGAGAAGACGAGAGAGAGAACGGUCUUCCUUUGCAGACGGCGCACAAUGCAACGUUAAUGCAUUCCAGUGGGGGAUCGGGAAGUUCCAGUGAAUCUGAGAGUAGCUCUGAGUCUGAUUCGGACAGUGAAAGCAGCUCCAGUGACAGUGAGUGCAACGAGGAGUCUCGCAGCGCGACCCCAGAGCCUGAACCUCCCUCAACCAACAAAUGGCAGCUUGAUAAAUGGCUGAAUAAAGUGAACCCCCACAAUAAGACAAUUAUCAGCAACCAAAAUGAGACCCUUAGUGAAAGCAGUUCCCAACUCCCCAGCAACCAACAGGCAGAGGGACAAGGUAAAGGGAAGCCCAACAACAGCCUACCCCAGGCUGAUGCCAAGGACAGGGCACUCCUCAGCCCCGUCCGAGAGAAGGCCCGGCCGCGAGUCACCCAGAAAACUCCAGAGGCCAAGAAUUCCAAGCAAAAGUCGCCAGCUCACAAUGAGCCGGCCUCCCAAAGGACUACAGGCAAAAAGCAGCCCAAAAAGGUAGAGAGGACUUCCAGCGUCGAAGAUUAUAACUGGCCCAAACCAAAUAAUACCAGCAGCACGCCCAAAGAGAAAGACGUCCCCGAGCCACCGGAGCAGCCGAAGGUCCGGACGAAAGCAGCCGUCGGGAAAACAGCCCCCAGGAAAGAACCGAGGACUAACAUAGCCCUGGCUCCGGAGAAGAAGAAGUACAGAGGCCCAAGCAAAAUCGUCCCCAAAUCCCGCGAAUUCAUUGAGACGGAUUCGUCGACCUCCGAUUCCAACACCGACCAAGAAGAGAUUUUACAGGUUAAAAUGUUGCCUACUUGCCCCAGUUCGACCGGUACCGUUAAAUCUAAGGAAUCAAAUAGCAACAUCCUCAGUGUAAGUAGCUUAACAAGCAGCAGCAGCAACAGCAGCAACACAUCGAUAGAUCAGACCGGCAACGACUUGGAAGAGCCGCUUUUCUCACCCAUUCCCAUUGUGCAAAAUGAACUCCUCUCCCCUCUUCGGGAAUACGAAGAGCUCAAAUCCCUCUGGGUGAAGAUAGAUCUUAGUUUACUCUCCAGGAUUCCUGGACAAGAGCCAUUCGAGGCCGUGUCCUUAAAGACCGAGCCCAAAGAGAGCAGCACAAAGCACAGACGGCCGUCCCGGGACUCGCCCCCUCCUCCACCCCCUGAAAAGUCUUCCGCUAAAUCCAAGAGGAAACACAAGCAGUCUGAGAGCUCGGAUCCUUUCACUGAGAAGAAACCACGCCUGGAGGAGGCCCCGACUUCCUGCCUGCUUCCACCUUGCAUCUCGCCAAUACCUAAUCACAGGCUCACCAGCACAAAAGAAAGUAAUUCUGUCAAAAAGAUGACAAAGAAGAGAGAAGAGAAGCUGUUCCCCCCUCCGCUCUCCCCACUGUUGGAUGAACCCGUGCACCGGAGACACAGCAUGGAGAACAACUCCUUCUGUCCGGAUAACGGUGUCCUCAGUUCUACAGCACCCCCCAGCUCAUCUUCCACUUCUAAACACAGAAAAAAUGAGAGCAAAUCUUCUAAUUUCAAAGGUGUUUAUGAGGAAGAAUCUCACAAUAGGCCAGCAAGUGGCCUUCUUGAAAGCGGUCAAUUGGAGAUGACUAUUUGGUCUACAGUGCCCACCCUGUCCAAUGGAAGCUCUGAUUCCAGAAGACCUAAAAUCUCAUUUGAUGACAUGCUACACAAUGCAGAUUAUUACAUGCAGGAGGCUAAGAAACUAAAGCACAAAGCUGAUGCACUGCUGGAGAAGUUUGGCAAAGCCGUGAAUUAUGCCGAUGCAGGCCUCUCCUUCAUUGAAUGUGGCAACGCUAUGGAGCGAGAUCCCCUAGAAGCAAAAUCUCCAUACACCAUGUACUCAGAGACUGUAGAACUCAUCAGGUAUGCAAUGAGACUCAAGAAUUUCACAGGCUCCUCUGCCACAGAAGGUGACAAGAAACUAGCAGUUUUAUGCUAUCGAUGCUUAUCACUUCUCUACUUGAGAAUGUUUAAACUAAAGAAGGACCAUGCUAUGAAGUACUCCAGAUCGCUGAUGGAAUAUUUUAAGAAUUCUUCAAAAGCCUCUCAGGCACCAUCUCCAUGGGGAGGUAAUGGAAAGAGCACAGAAACUCCAUCUCCCAUGUCUCUCAGCCCAUCUCCGGUCAGCUCUGUGGGGAGCAGUGCCGGAACCGGAGGCUCGUCGUCUUCAGGCACCGUAACCAUCCCGCAGAGAAUUCACCACAUGGCUGCCAGUCACGUAAACAUCACUAAUAAUGUCCUGAGGAGUUACGAGCACUGGGAUAUGGCAGACCGACUGACCAGAGAGAACAAAGAAUUCUUUGUCGACUUGGACUCUGUAAUGGGACCGUUAACCCAACACAGCAGCAUGACCAACUUGGUCCGGUACGUUCGCCAAGGACUUCACUGGCUUCGCAUUGAGGCACAUUUGUUGUAG
Messenger RNA from Ornithorhynchus anatinus (platypus), 4028 nucleotides. It is a transcript of the gene AFF2, whose product is annotated as AF4/FMR2 family member 2. Gene Ontology annotation, molecular function: G-quadruplex RNA binding. Bases 987 to 4028 code for a protein of 1013 amino acids. The record is from RefSeq and is a predicted model, not a curated record. Gene Ontology annotation, biological process: regulation of RNA splicing. Gene Ontology annotation, cellular component: nuclear speck; nucleus. The transcript has 24 exons. Lineage: Eukaryota; Metazoa; Chordata; Mammalia; Monotremata; Ornithorhynchidae.